UUUGUUUCUAAACACCUUCGUCCAACUUUUACAACACAAUGAUUCCGCAACAUCAACCCACCAACAGCACCAGUCUGAGCAGAUCAGUCGGUGUUCCCUGUGUAGAUGACACGAAAAACAAUGUCUCUUUCAUGAUACUGCCGCCUGAAGUACGUGGGAUGAUCUACGACCAGCUGCUCACCUCACAAAAAGAGCAAAGACUACCACUUCCACUCAUGCAAACAAGCAAGAGGAUCAAACAAGAGUUCCUACACAGCUUUCGAAAGCUUCUCAACCAUCGAACUACACUGCAACUUGUUCGGCUUAACCAUCCAAUUCCUCAAAAUACGUGGGACGUAAGCCUCUAUCAGUCCUUUGCCAGCGGAGAGUUCUUCCAUACUCCCGGUCUGCCGACUCUAUCAGGACACUACCUAAAAUGGGAGAACUUUCGUGAGUCGGCAGAGGAAGUUAUUAACAUACUUGCUCGAGUUGGCUGCGUAUACAUCCGGAUGCCAUGCUAUCGCGGUCUUGCAUUCACGAUUCGAUUCAACGACAAUACAUCACCAUCUAUACUUAUCCAUCAGAGUCGUGCUGGUGACUGGGAAAGAUUUGGUACUCGUGGUAACCGCUGGGCCCUGGACAUUGAACAAUGGACUCUGACUCCGGCAGUGUGUUCAACCGUUUGGAUUGACUCUUUCAUCGCCUCGAUAAGUGACCAGUGCGAUCGACUGGUAAAACAAACAACUUGAGACCUAUUUUCCUAGCAUCACAUUCACCAUCUAAAUCAGAUAUGACAAUUCAUCGGCCAGCAAAAGUAGAUUUGCUGCGAUUAGUGUUUAGUUGCCACUUUUUACCUGAGAGCCUUGCGUGCAUGAGGUCAGCAGAACGUAGCCUCGGCCGAUUCUGUUGUGUGUGGAGCAUAUUUAUGAGCAAUGAGCAAGUUCGAGGUGUUGCCACGUGGAGUCAGGUUCCGACUGUUCA
Aureobasidium subglaciale EXF-2481 is the source of this 960-nucleotide messenger RNA. RefSeq lists its product as uncharacterized. Lineage: Eukaryota; Fungi; Ascomycota; Dothideomycetes; Dothideales; Saccotheciaceae. The transcript has a single exon. Bases 39 to 728 code for a protein of 229 amino acids. The record is from RefSeq and is a predicted model, not a curated record.